Messenger RNA from Zingiber officinale, 1786 nucleotides. Its product is annotated as 7-deoxyloganetin glucosyltransferase-like. Gene Ontology annotation, molecular function: UDP-glycosyltransferase activity. Bases 197 to 1651 code for a protein of 484 amino acids. The transcript is spliced from 3 exons. The record is from RefSeq and is a predicted model, not a curated record. NCBI's taxonomy places the organism in Eukaryota, Viridiplantae, Streptophyta, Magnoliopsida, Zingiberales, Zingiberaceae.
CCACGAAAACUGAUAUCACAAAACAAGAAAGCAUUUUGGUCAAUGAAAACAAUCUGCCACAAUGAUAAUAAGAUUCUAUAUAAAGAUCAAAAGACUUAUCAGAGUACAUCGAAAGCUUUGUCUGAGGAUUAUUUGCACUGCAACACCAACUAAUUAAUCUCGUUUCUAUCCGAGGCAAGGCAAACAAGACCAAGACAUGGAGCGCUCAACCAAAGCUCAUCUCGUGUGCAUGGCAGCCCCUGCUCAAGGCCACAUCAACUCCAUGCUCAACCUCGCCAAAGUCCUCCACUCCAAGGGCUUCUUCAUCACCUUUGUCAACACCGAGUUCGUCCACCGUCGCUUCCUCAAGAAUCCCGAAUCACUCUCCUCCCUCGACGGCCUCCCUGACUUCCGCUUCGCCAGCAUCCCCGACGGGAUCUCGCCCUUCAACGACGGCGACGAACACAGACAAGACAUUCCUAAUUACAGUCUAGCAAUCAAAAACAACUGCCCUGCUUCAUUUCUCAAGCUUUUAUCUGCAAUGAACGAUCCGAACUCUGGUGUGCCAGUGCCGCCCGUUAAUUGCGUGAUCUCGGACUGCUUCGCCAGCUUUACCCUUAAUGCCACCGCCAAAUUGGGGAUCCCUAAUGUAUUUUACUGCCCAUCUAGCGUGUGUGGCUUCUUGGACUUCUACUACUGCAAGGAGUUGAUGGAGAGGGGAAUCAUCCCAUUGAAAAGCGAAGAUGAUCUUACAAAUGGUUACCUGGAUACCAUCAUUGAUCAGAGACCAGGCAUGAUAGAAGUCCGAAUGAGAGACUUGACAAGUUUCGUACGAACCACCGACCGAGAGGACAUAUUGCUCAACCUUAUCAUUGAUGAGACUCAUGCUUCUCACCAAGCCACGGCAAUCAUCUUCAACUCGUUCUCUGAAUUAGAAUCACCACUGCUUAACGCAUGCUCAUCGAUGCUACCUCCGGUGUUCGACAUCGGCCCCAUGUGCCUGCUUUCUCAGUACAUUCCCAAUGAUUCAUCAAUCGCAUCGUUCGGUAGAUUAAACCUGUGGAAAGAGGACUUUGGUUGCGUGGAAUGGUUAGACGAGAAGGAACCGGGUUCUGUGUUGUAUGUCAACUUUGGUAGUAUGGCAAACUUGACGAGUGAACAGCUGUUGGAGUUCGCAUGGGGUCUGGCCGACAGUGGGUGCGCGUUCCUUUGGGCUAUUAGACCUGACCUUGUUGUGGGCGGCACAGUGUUGUUGCCACAAGAGUUCUCGGAGAUGACCAAAGGAAGGAGCUUCAUCACAAGCUGGUGCCCGCAACAGAGAGUGUUGUCUCAUGCCGCGGUCGGAGGUUUUUUGACCCACUGCGGAUGGAAUUCGACAACGGAGAGCAUUUCCGCAGGGGUUCCCAUGAUCUGUUGGCCAUUCUCUGGGGAUCAGCAAAUAAAUUGCAGGUACAUAUGCUCGGUUUGGGGCAUUGGGAUGGAGAUUAAUGAAGAUGUAAAGAGGGAAGAGGUGGCGAGAUUAAUCGAGAAGCUGAUGAGAGGGCAGGAGGGGAAGGAGAUGAAGAAGAAAGCAAUGGAAUGGCAAGAGAAAGCAUUUAAGGCAGCCAAAACUGGCGGUGGAUCUUGGAUAAAUUUAGAGAGACUCAUCAAGGAGAUAAUUACAAAAGAGUGAAAGCAUAUUAGAAGAACAAGGUAUGAAUAUAAGAACUAUUACGUUAACGGAAUUGUAAUUUCUCAUAAUUUUCAUGUCUUGUAUCAGUGUAAUCCGAAUUUCUAUAUUGAAUAAAUAUACGUGUCGUUGAAUUAC